Galdieria sulphuraria is the source of this 1706-nucleotide messenger RNA. RefSeq names its product ATP-dependent RNA helicase. Gene Ontology annotation, molecular function: nucleic acid binding; RNA helicase activity; ATP binding. Gene Ontology annotation, cellular component: nucleolus. The transcript has 3 exons. The record is from RefSeq and is a predicted model, not a curated record. The coding region runs from base 98 to 1675 and encodes 525 amino acids. NCBI's taxonomy places the organism in Eukaryota, Rhodophyta, Bangiophyceae, Galdieriales, Galdieriaceae.
GAUGAAGACGAUUAUUUUAUUUGUUGUGGGUGUAAAGUUGUUUUGCGGUUGAAAUAGUUAUAGUGUAUUUGAUAACCACACCAAUAGAUAUUUUUGGAUGUUAGAAAACACUCAAGUUACUACUGAAAUAGACUCCUUUGAUGAGUUACAACUGGAACCUCGACUAGUAAAAGCUAUACAAAGGGCAGGUUUUCUUCAUCCCACGCCUGUUCAGUGUCAAGGUCUACCUUGUCUGCUCGGAGGAAAGGACGCUCUUAUUUCUGCUCCAACAGGUACCGGAAAGACAGUUUGUUAUGCGGUGCCUAUCAUCCAUCAACUACUCAAAGAAGAGUCAACUAUGGACCCCAACUCUACAUCUUUUCACGACGGGAUGCAAUGGGAAGCACUCGUGUUGGUGCCUACCAAAGAAUUAGCUUAUCAAGUGACGGCAACAUUUCAAUUGUUAAAUAGAUACAAUUCCAUCCGAACUUUGGCACUAUUACAAAAGCAACCGUCUUCUUGGCAGAAAGUAGCGUUGACUCACAUUUUGGUAACCACACCGGCAACACUGCUACACCUAUUGCAACAAGGAACAUAUUCUAUAAAAAAUUUGAAAUGGUUGGUAGUAGACGAAGCAGAUUUGUUAUUUUCUUUCGGAUACGAACAAGAUAUGCAAAAGAUAUUGCCGAGCAUACCGGCAAAGGUACAAAGUGUGUUUGUCAGUGCAACAUUGGAUAAAGAAACGUAUCACUUUCUUCGUCAUUUUGAAGAUAAAAGGCAUGCAAUGCAACAGAUUCGAAUAAAACACGAUGUGACACAAGAAGAAAGACUGCAAGUAUUGGCAAAACAUCACUAUGUUCAAGUGGAAAAAGAACAAGAUAAAUACUUGGUGGUCUUUGCACUCAUCAAACUUCAAGUAUUGAAAGGAAAAAUACUCAUCUUUGUCAACUCUGUGGACAAAGGAUUCCGACUCAAGUUGUUAUUAGACCAGUUUUAUAUUCAUACUAGUUUGUUGAACGCGGAACUACCUUUGUUGUCAAGAUUGCAUAGUGUAGAACAGUUCAAUCAAGGUAAAUCUUCUAUUUUGAUUGCGACAGAUGAAGCUUGUAUUUGGAACCAAAAAAUGAAAAGCAGUUGGAAAGCGAAUGCCAAUACAUUAGAUAAGGAAAAGACCAAGGAACAAGAAAAUGAGUUUGAUUUGUCAAGAGGAAUGGAUUUUCAACAAGUAGCUGUGGUAUUGAAUUUGGAUUGUCCCUACUCGUUGAUAAGUUAUAUUCAUCGAGCUGGAAGAACAGCGAGAGCUGGUAAAGCUGGAGAUAUUUUGACUCUGGUCACAUCGGAAGAAAUGCCGCGUCUACAGAAUCACUUUGAAGGGAUGGGUUUGAAGCAAGAACAAUGGAAUCCGUUAAAAGUGAAAAUGAGUCAAGUUGAGCCUUUCCGUUAUCGAGUAGAGGAUUGUUUAUACAAAAUAACAAAGAAUGUGCUCAAGGAAGCUCGAGCUACGGAAAUUAGAAGGGAGAUGUUGAAUUCUGAGAAAAUGAAAGAAUACUUUGCCCACCAUGCUUUAGAUUUUGAGGCACUAAAAAGUGAUCGGCCUUUGAAUACUCGAACCAACCCUCAUUUGGCAGAUAUUCCAAGCUAUUUGAUGCCAUCAGCAUUGCGUCCUUUGAACAACGGUGUAAGUUGUCUAACAUAAAUAUAAUUAUUAUAAAUUGGCUUAUUUGGUA